UCGAGUGUUCUAUUGACACAACAUGAAACACACACAUGACAGAACAGGCUGCAACAACAACAUAGCCACAACUAAAUGACACCCACGAAGAGGGAGAGAAAGAGAGACGCCACUACCUCUCUGCGUGGCUCGCUCGCACAACCGUGACCCAGAGAAACCCGUUUGGAAUUUGCUUCUCUUUUAUCUAAAUUCACUUAGAGCUCGGAAAGGGGAAAAGUGUAUAUGGGGUUGCUGCCAAUGAGGAUGUUUCUAAAUCAUUGUAAACUUUCCAAUUCUGGAUUGAUUCUUUCGGUCGACAUGUUGGAGGGUCCAACCUUUCUUGUUUCGAGGGACUUACCGAGCUCAUGCGAGCAAGAGACCAGGUGGAUUUACAAUUCCUACUGCGUGAUGCAGCUGACAAAAAAUAAGCGUGGACUGGAGCUAGAGGAAGAAGCUGUGCUGAGAAAGUCAUGCAAGCUUUCAGAUGCUCCUGAGGAAGGGGAAACAAAGAAGAACAUCCAAGAUCUUUCCCCAUCCCUUAACCAAGCAAAUGACCAAAAUCAUGCAAGUGACCAGUCAGACUCGACUUCACUUAUCUACCAACUUGGUCGGGACAUCUCAAUUAAUUGUCUCCUACGAUGUUCAAGGUCUGACUAUGGUUCGAUUGCCUCAUUGAACCAAAGUUUUCGGUCUCUCAUCCGGACCGGAGAGCUUUACAGGCUGAGGCGGCAGAUGGGUAUCAUAGAGCAUUGGGUUUACUUCUCUUGCAAUCUCCCUGAAUGGGAGGCAUUUGAUCCAAACACUGGUAGAUGGAUGCGCUUGCCUAGAAUGCCUUCUAAUGAAUGCUUUAUCUGUUCAGAUAAGGAGUCAUUGGCUGUUGGUACAGAGCUUCUUGUUUUUGGAAAGGAGAUAAUGUCUCCUGUCAUAUACAGAUAUAGCAUUCUGAUGAACUCAUGGUCAUCUGGUAUGGAAAUGAAUGUUCCUAGAUGCCUGUUUGGUUCUGCCAGCCUUGGAGAAGUUGCCAUAUUAGCUGGUGGUUGUGAUCCGCGUGGCAACAUUUUGAGCUCUGCAGAGCUUUAUAACUCAGAAACUGGGACAUGGGAGCUUCUACCAAACAUGAAUAAAGCUAGGAAAAUGUGUUCUGGUGUAUUUAUAGAUGGGAAAUUUUAUGUCAUUGGUGGGAUUGGAGUAGGUAACUCACGGCAGUUAACAUGUGGUGAAGAGUUUGAUCUGCAGACAAGAAAGUGGAGAGAAAUACCCAACAUGUUCCCUAGGAGAAAUGGAGGAUCUGAGGUGACUGAUGUUUCGGCUGCUGCUGAGGCACCUCCGUUGGUUGCAGUUGUAAAUAAUGUAUUGUAUGCUGCAGAUUAUGCCCUACAAGAGGUAAGGAGAUAUGAUAAAGACAAUAAUUCAUGGGUCACUAUUGGAAGAUUACCUGAUCGAAUAGUCUCAAUGAAUGGCUGGGGAUUAGCCUUUCGUGCAUGUGGGAAUAGGCUAAUUGUUAUUGGUGGGCCAAGAGCUUUGGAUGGAAGGGUAAUUGAGAUCAAUGCAUGUGUCCCUGGUGAAGGUGUGCCAGAGUGGAACCUGCUUGCUAGCCGGCAAUCAGGAAGCUUUGUGUAUAACUGCGCAGUGAUGGGAUGCUGAGAAGUGUGCUUUUGGUGAUAAAGCUGUAUGGAUUUCUUCUGAAUGGAAUUAACAUUCUUCACUUUCAAGGAGAGAUGAUUCUGCUAAUGGGUAAUAUGCCCACUUUUUGGGGUAAAUGUUUACUCCUAUUUAGAGUAAUAGAUACAGUUUUAGAAGGUUCACAAAUAUGGGUCUUUUCAUUUUAAGUGAUCAUGAUGGUUUUCAAAUGUUGACACCAUGAAUGGUGAAUAAUUAGCUCUCGGUACAUGUUGGGUUGCAAUUACCUUUUUCAUAAGUUCAAUUGAUGCGUUGCAGAAUUGUAACUGAUCUCA
Messenger RNA from Vigna angularis (adzuki bean), 1934 nucleotides. Its product is annotated as F-box/kelch-repeat protein At1g74510. The record is from RefSeq and is a predicted model, not a curated record. Bases 223 to 1623 code for a protein of 466 amino acids. The transcript is spliced from 4 exons. Gene Ontology annotation, molecular function: protein binding. Lineage: Eukaryota; Viridiplantae; Streptophyta; Magnoliopsida; Fabales; Fabaceae. Gene Ontology annotation, cellular component: nucleus.